AUGCCCUUUGGGUCAAAUUUGACCCUGACCCGCAGGUCACAAAAUUGAACAUUUUAUACACUUCUUGCUUGCUUAUUUUGUGAAAACUUUUAAAAUAUUCUUGUCCUUAACUCUAGGAUCUAGGGCUACCAUAUUUUGUAUGUAGUGAGAUAUAGUAGUUCUAUAUGUGUCCAAUAAUUAUGUUGAUGAAGGUGGCAGUGGUAAUGACUUGAUUUGUCUGUGAGAUAUGAAUGCCAAAGUCUUCGUUUUACAUAACAUGAAUUUUUAUGUAAAAGUGGUGGUUCUUCAUAAAUUCUACAUGUUCUUUGCAAAUGACCUAUACAAAGUUGUUCCAGGAGUACCAUAUUGCCUGACAAUCUUUUGUUUUAUUGUUAACUUAAACUGUACUUGAUUCUAGCAUGCCACUAUACUUCUUUGAAGUAAUUUGAGCAAAUUUCUCACUGUUUAGUAAUGUAUACAUUGUUUAAGGUACAUUAUAAUUUCACAUUUUGUAGGUGGACUUCAAUAUGUAUGAUCUACUUAUGCUGCCACAAUGUAAAGGCAACAAUCACUGGGUUUUGCUGGUUGCAAGUGUUAUGUCCAGGACUGUAACCAUUUACGACUCGUUGGGUGGUAACAACAAGGCCUUGUUCGAUUUGUUCUGCCAGUUCAUGUGUCAACGAGCGCAAAUUGUGAAAGAUGGCUUGGAAAAAUUCAGUUCAGAGUUCAAAGCGCCACCUUGCAACAAACAGCGCCAUGGAAACAGCUGUGGAGUGUUUGCAUUGAUGACUGCCAAAUGUUUGGUCCUGAAAAUGCAUCCCACAAUGUUGCGACAGGCCCAUGAUUCAGUUUAUCGAGACUAGUCGUGAGACG
Messenger RNA from Dreissena polymorpha, 852 nucleotides. Its product is annotated as sentrin-specific protease 1-like. Gene Ontology annotation, molecular function: deNEDDylase activity; cysteine-type peptidase activity. Lineage: Eukaryota; Metazoa; Mollusca; Bivalvia; Myida; Dreissenidae. Gene Ontology annotation, biological process: proteolysis. The coding region runs from base 507 to 842 and encodes 111 amino acids. The transcript has 3 exons. The record is from RefSeq and is a predicted model, not a curated record.